AGAAGAGUACCAGAGCUCGGAGCCAACGGAUCGGAUCAGUCCACUCAAGCCAAGAAUACGCGCUACGGUUACAAUUAAAUUCGCACUUGAUCCCACAAAGCUGCCGAACCAUGUGGCGAGUGAUUCAACAGCGCGCAACAAUCGCGCAUCCGUUCACCAGACAACGUCAUAGUCGAGUGAUUGCCAUUCGGCGAGAGGAUCAGUCGGUGUGGGAGCGACGAGCUCCUUUUGGACCCACCCACGUCCAGAAGUUGGUCAAGCAGAAUGUUAAGGUCAUCGUGCAGCCCUCCAAUCGUCGGGCAUAUCCCAUGCAGGCGUACAUGCAGGCUGGAGCUCAUAUUCAGGAGGACAUCAGCGAUGCUUCGGUGAUAUUUGGAGUGAAGCAGGUGCCCAUUGAUGCCCUGAUUCCCGGCAAGACAUACUGCUUCUUUUCGCACACGAUUAAGGCGCAGGAAUCGAAUAUGCCCCUUCUGGAUGCUAUUUUGGAAAAGAAAAUUCGCCUCAUCGACUACGAGCGAAUCAUCGACGAACGCGGUGCUCGACAGGUGGCCUUUGGCAAAUAUGCCGGAGUCGCUGGCAUGGUGAACAUCCUGCACGGGAUUGGACUGCGUCUCUUGGCCCUGGGACAUCAUACACCCUUCAUGCACAUUGGACCCGCCCAUAACUAUCGCAACUCCUCGAUGGCUCGCCAGGCAAUCCGGGAUUGUGGCUACGAGAUCUCGCUUGGCAUGAUGCCCAAGUCCAUUGGGCCACUUACGUUUGUGUUCACUGGCUCUGGAAAUGUUUCGCAAGGUGCCCAGGAGGUGUUUUCCGAGCUGCCGGUUGAGUAUGUUCCACCUGAGAUGCUUCGCAAGGUGGCCGAGCAUGGAAAUCAAAAUAAGCUUUACGGCUGCGAAGUGAGCCGUUCAGAUCAUCUGGAGCGUCGUGAGGGCGGCGGAUUUGAUGCCAAGGAAUACGACGAGUUCCCCGAGCGAUACAUUUCCACCUUCAGCACGAAGAUUGCUCCGUACGCAUCGGUUAUCGUCAACGGCAUCUACUGGGCCGUGGGCAGUCCCAAGUUGAUCAGCAUUCCGGAUGCCAAGAAUCUGCUCCGUCCGGCAAACACGCCGUGGCUGCCCACGAGCAAGGGUAGUCCUGCCUUGCCCCAUCGCAUGCUGGCCAUUUGCGACAUUUCCGCCGAUCCCGGUGGCUCCAUUGAGUUCAUGAACGAGUGCACCACCAUCGACACUCCAUUCUGCUUGUACGAUGCUGAUAGGAACAAGGAUACCAAGAGCUUCAAGGGUCCCGGAGUUUUGGUCUGUUCGAUUGACAAUAUGCCCACACAAUUGCCCAGGGAAUCAACGGAUUUGUUUGGGGAGCUGUUGACCCCUCAUGUUCAUGACAUUAUUAAGAGUGAUGCCAAGAAGCCGUUGGCGGAUGAGGACUUCUCAUACCCCAUUCAAUCGGCUAUCAUCGCCAGUAACGGUCAGUUGACCGAAGGCUUCCAGUACAUACAGGAGCUCCGAGAGUCGCAAAGCCACAGAUCGCGCCACAAGAUGGAGGGAAGGUCGGAGUCGGACAAGAAGGUCUUGGUCCUGGGAGCUGGCAUGGUGUCCGCUCCACUCGUGGAGUGGCUUCAUCGCGAGAAGGACGUGAGCAUCACGGUUUGCUCGCAGGUCAAGGAGGAGGCCGAUCGCCUGGCGCAACAGUAUGCCGGAGUGGAAAGCGUCUAUCUGGAUGUGAACGAGAGCACUGGUCACCUGCAGGAGCUGUGUGGCAAGGCGGAUGUGGUGGUUUCCCUGCUGCCCUACAGCCUCCAUGGUAUGGUGGCACGUUAUUGCGUCACAGAGGGCACCCACAUGGUUACCGCAAGUUACGUGAACGACGAGAUCUCCGGUUUGCACGAGGAGGCCAAGGCCAAGGGAGUGACCAUCAUGAAUGAGGUGGGCCUGGAUCCUGGCAUCGAUCACCUUCUGGCGCUGGAGUGCAUCCACGAGGUGCAGGACAAGGGAGCCGUUGUCGAGUCCUUCGUGAGCUAUUGUGGCGGUCUGCCAGCUCCGGAGCAUUCGAAUAAUGCCCUGAGAUAUAAGUUCUCCUGGUCACCCAGAGGAGUACUUCUCAACACUCUGUCUGCUGCUAAAUAUCUGAGUCAGGGACAAAUUGUGGAGAUUUCCGGCGGCGGGGAACUCCUGUCAAGUCCUCGCAGCUUGAACUUCCUGCCAGGAUUCGCUCUGGAGGGUUUCCCCAAUAGGGAUUCCACCAAAUACGGCAGCCUUUACGGCUUGGGCAGGGAUGUGCACACUCUGCUGCGUGGAACCAUACGCUAUAAGGGCUUUUCGGAGUCGAUUAAGCCCAUGCAGCUGCUGGGACUCAUCGAUCCGGAGCCACAUGCUCUGCUGCAUCCCAGUGGCCCGGAUGUCACGUGGCGCCAGCUUGUGAUCCAUCUCAUGGGCAUGACGGAUUCGACCAUCUUCUACGAGAACCUCAAGCAGAAGCUAACCGAGCGCAUUGGAGAUGCGGACGGUAUCGAGAGCUUGGGCCUGCUGGAUGAUACUCCUGUGGUGAAGCUGAACACUCCGCUGGAUACGCUUAGUCACUAUCUCUCCAAGAGACUGGCCUUUGAGCGGGAUGAACGCGACUUGGUGGUGCUGCGCCAUGAAGUUGGCAUCCGUUGGCCCGAUGGUCGUCGUGAGGAGCGUGGCAUCAACUUCGUGGUCUACGGACAGCCCCAGGGUCACUCUGCCAUGGCGAUGACGGUGGGCAAGCCGGCUGCCAUUGCAGCCAAAAUGAUCCUAGACGGUGAGAUCCAGGAACGCGGCGUCCUGCUGCCCUUCACCCCCGAUAUCUAUCGUCCCAUGCUGCAACGUCUGCGCUCCGAGGGUCUGACUGCCACGGAAACCUCCAGAUGGCUGAAUUAAGUAGUCCGAACUGAGAGCCGAGAAAAUAAGCUUAAGUCUUCAUUCAUAUUACUUUUUUUUGACUGCCCAACGCGUCGGUGAUACUAUUUGUUUUAUCACCUUAUCACUCGGGUAUUUCGUAUUUCGUAUUUCGUAUUUUGUUGUUCGAUAAGAGUGUCAUUACGUUAUCAUAAUACUGGAAUAAGUUUUAUGACUAGAGCUACUUGAGGUACGUAAACAAGUAGCGGUUGUUGUCCACAUUGUGAAACAUGUUUCCUUAACGUGAAAUAAUUUCGAGCUGAUUGUAAAUGAUUUAAUGAUUAAAUAUUUAUGGUAAAAACAAAAUA
Molecule: messenger RNA, 3223 nt
Organism: Drosophila teissieri
Lineage: Eukaryota; Metazoa; Arthropoda; Insecta; Diptera; Drosophilidae
Gene: LKRSDH
Product: alpha-aminoadipic semialdehyde synthase, mitochondrial
Exons: 8
Coding region: 111-2897 (928 amino acids)
Cellular component (GO): cytoplasm
Molecular function (GO): saccharopine dehydrogenase activity
Source: RefSeq, a predicted model, not a curated record